UUGAACCGAGUUAAUUUCUUCAGUGCCAUGCCAACGUGGGGUAAUAGGCUGGAUACUAGAACAAAGACGACUGAAGGCCUUCAGCGAACCCGGCGACUUCCUAGGAUGUCCUUUACUUGUAAAGCGUCUCGCACGCAAUGUUUCACUUACGGACGCUCAAAUUAAACAGGUGCACCUAUAUAAAAAGUGACCGCCGUCAGGGGAAUUUUUAUCAACCAUAAGACGGUUACCUCGGCGAGGCCGUAAAUGGCUUAUGGAGCUUUUUGAUGUUGUUGUUGUUGGCUCAGGUUUUUUAAAACCAGGAAAAUGUAUGUAAUCUUCGCCAGAGGCCGGGUUACCGCGAUGUCUGCAGUUUGUUAAAGCUGCUCUCUUUUCACAACACAUCUUUCAUGCUGAUGGGUGAAUUCUGAUCUUGACAUGCUGGUAGACCCGGCCAUGACACGGGGCCAUUUUUCCUGGGCUUAGAGCGUCAGCUGCAACAUUUCCAAUUCAUCAUCAUACAGGAACGCGUCUUGGCACGCGUCUUAUGCAGUAUCAAUCUUGACCGUGUCAGGGAUACCUAAUUUUCUCCCGAGGAGGCCACAUCUCGAAACCUUGCAUUCUGCGCCACCUGUUAGAAGCGCGUUUGGUCCACGCAUGUCCGGCGUGUCCUCGGGUUUAUCAGAGACGGAUUACUCAUGCCUCCACUUUAUGGGCACAGUCACAGGUACACGUGGGAUAGGCACUGAAGUCAUGGAGCACUCCUAGAAAGUCACAGUAUAAUUCACAAUAGCCAGCGCUAUGUAUAUCUCCGUCCUAUCAGAUCUAUCUGAUAGCGUAUCGGGCGUAGCUUGACGUGGAGGCGUCACUCAUUUCAGAACAGACCACGACUGUUGCACACGCCAGAAGAAUACAGCUAGUCAAGAAUUUGAAAGUCUUAUUGUGAGAGCAAGUACAAUCGCUGCAUAUAUAUACAUACAUACACACAGUGCUUUCAUUUUUUUUUCACAACAAGGCACAGUAAGGUGGAUUUACAUCGACCCAGAUCACACUCAGUACCUAGUAUAUGACAUCAAGUUAUAUCCGUAAAAGCGGGUUAUUAAAUACAGGUAGGACGCGUGCGAGAACGUGGACCAGGCCCCUUGUAGACAAGGACAUAAUUUUUUGGGCUUGGUUUUCUUUGUGGCCUAAGCCUUACUUGUGAAUAACAGAGAAUCCCAGAGUGGGAUAUCUCAGAUCUUAUUCGGGGCUGGUGCGGGUAGCGUUUUCACCCCAAUGUUCACCAUGUUUAAAAGACCUGGAGCUUCGGGAAGAGUUCGUUUUUAUUUGUUGAUCUCAGGAAUAGCAAUCAUCGCCAUACAAAUGUUGGUGAUGUCCACCAUGGAAGGGACAAGACAAUACAUAAACAUAGUCAACCCAGGCUGGACUGGGUUCCACAUCUCUUUCAACAGCUCGCAGAAAUCUAUCUCUAAAAUACCUGACGCUCAAAGCAAUCAGAGCGAUCACACCACACUGGAGGCAGAAGAAGAGAGUCUGUUAUGCCCAUUACUCCCCAAAGAGCUAGAGGGAAGACUGUCUAUAGAAGUCAACUCAUCUUCAUUACUUGAAGAAAUUGAAAAAAGAAAUCCAGACGUUCUGCCAGGCGGUCACUGGAAACCACGUGACUGUGUCUCGAGAUCUCGCGUGCUUAUCAUUUUGCCAUACAGAAAUCGAUGGGAACACUUGCUACGAUGGCUAGAACAUUAUCAUCCUAUUCUUCAACGCCAGAAACUCGACUAUAGGAUCGUGGUAGUCGAACAAACAGAUGGUGCUGAAUUCAACAAGGGUCGUAUCAUGAAUGCCGGGUACGCAGAGGCCGUAAAGAUGUUCUCAUUCGACUGUGUAAUAUUCCAUGACAUAGAUAUGCUGCUCGAAGAUGACCGGAAUAUCUACAGCUGCCCAAUACAACCGAGACAUUUGUCGCCGGGAGUAGACACAUUUAAAUACAAGCUCCCAUAUUGGGCGUUGGUAGGUGGCGCCCUAGCGUUCCCCAAGGAGCACUUUGAACUGGUCAAUGGCUACACUAACGCCCUCUGGGGAUGGGGAGGAGAAGACGAUGAAAUGUUUCAGAGAUUGGACAUUUCGGGCGUGACACUGGAGCGGCCUGGCCCGGGCGUGGGGCGGUACAAAAUGAUGAAACACACCAAGCGGAAAUAUACCAUGCCUUACAAAAACAUAGCGUGUGCAAUUAAAACGGUUAAGCGGCGUAUUAAGACGGAUGGCCUGUCAACUGUGAAGUAUGACGUAAUAAAAAAGGGUGACUUCCGGCUCUUCACUAUCAUCCUUGUGGACGUGGGGAAGUACAGCAAAGAGGAGGAUCCCAUAUUUUGUCCAACUCCGGCGCCAAAGCCAACAAACGCCACCGUGCCGACACAACAGAGUAAAACAGUGACAAUGACCACCAGUUCAAGUAAAAACACCACAACUGUUGCCACAAAAGACUCUCCAAGGAGGUAACGUCCGUCACGUGCUUCACCACGGCGGUGGAGACUGCACGGGGACACCCAGUGAAAAAAAGUCAUCAGGUUUUUGCGUGCAAUUUUGUACAAAAUUUGAAAAUUGCAGAGGCUCUCCCCCGAUUAGAAUCAAGCUUUAGGGUACUGAGAAGAUUAAAAGGAGCGAAUCGGUCAAAAAUAGACAUUUAUUAAUGAGAAGAAAUGGAAUGAAAUCUAUUGGGAUUAAUGGUAUUGGCUUAGCCCUGUAAAAUGUUACACAAGAAAAGCGAAAAAGUCGACGACUCAGGGAGCCAGAACGCUCAGUUAAGCGUAUUUAAAUUGCUGAGACCUAUGUUCUACAAGAGGAAAAUCCAGAGAUGGUAUUUUGGACAGACCGAGGCGAACUUCCAAGUGCUUCAAACAAUUUACAAGGGGCACCAACUGACGGUCCAAUCGCACGGAGAGCAAUCUUCUUUGGUUUAGCCAAUUGGAGGCAAGUUAAAUCCUAUAUAACAUUAUACAUAAGUUCUGAGACUACACAAAGAAUAUGGACAGUGCAAUAAGUUCACGCGUGAAAUAAUGCUAUGAACUUAGAAUAUUCGUGAAUAAUAUUCUAAGCUGGAUCUCGCUCUUGUUGCGUAAUCUUACAUGUACAAGGGUAUUUAAAACAAGUAUCGAUCAAGGUGCUCCGGAAAACAGGGUAGCACAGGUGCUCUUUUUUAUAACUGUGAAUGCAGCAUUGUUCUUUUAAGCGUAAACAGUGUGUGUGUUUGUGUGUGUGUGCGUGCGCGGCGACGUACGCGCUCGUGAUCUAGUGAGAGAGAGUAUUUAACGAAUCCAUUUUGUUGCUCAUGUAUGUGCAUUUUUUCAACUUAUUUAAUCACUCUUAUCGUGUCCUGUCCAUUUUUGCACUUUUAAUCUAUUUUUAAAUUGAUACUGUAAUUCAACAAACAUUUACUAUUAUUACUGAACAGACGACUCAGAAUAUAUAUAUAUAUAUAUAUAUAUA
This is a messenger RNA of Lingula anatina, 3462 nucleotides long. RefSeq names its product beta-1,4-galactosyltransferase 1. Gene Ontology annotation, cellular component: Golgi apparatus. Gene Ontology annotation, biological process: carbohydrate metabolic process; glycosphingolipid biosynthetic process. The record is from RefSeq and is a predicted model, not a curated record. Gene Ontology annotation, molecular function: N-acetyl-beta-glucosaminyl-derivative 4-beta-N-acetylgalactosaminyltransferase activity; galactosyltransferase activity. Lineage: Eukaryota; Metazoa; Brachiopoda; Lingulata; Lingulida; Lingulidae.